AUGCGGCCAAGUGGUGCCAACGAUGCGGAUGUUAUUGUGCGUGCCUUGGAAGAAUAUAAACAAAAACAUGGUCGAGAAAAAUUUGGCUACGAACAUGUUUGGGCCAUUGUGAAAGAUCUUCCAAGUUGGCAACCCCAAUAUCCCGCUAAUCAAACUUCAACUGGGAGUGUAGCAGGUACGGCAAGUGGAAGCGAAGAAGUUUUCCCUAGACCAAUAGGGAGAAAAGCAGCGAAACGAAAAUCCAAAGAACGCUACUCCAACGAUGAUCAUGUUGAAAGUGAAUAUGGACCAUUUGAAAAUCUAGACGAAAUGUUGGAAAAAUAUCGACAAAUAAGAAAGGAAAGCGAUGGUAAGAAAUUGGAAAGCGAUGAAAGGAAAAUGGAGAUGAAAGAAUAUAAAAUAUUAAUGAAAGAUACGUCAAACAUGACGGAACAACAACUUGCGAACCACUUGGAAUAUUGUAACGAUAUUAGGCGACGCCGGCAAAAUGCAAAACGGUCAUAG
Ipomoea nil (Japanese morning glory) is the source of this 504-nucleotide messenger RNA. RefSeq lists its product as uncharacterized. The record is from RefSeq and is a predicted model, not a curated record. Lineage: Eukaryota; Viridiplantae; Streptophyta; Magnoliopsida; Solanales; Convolvulaceae. The transcript has a single exon. Bases 1 to 504 code for a protein of 167 amino acids.